AUGCUUGCCGCCACAUUCCUGGCCGCCGUGAUGGCUGUGGCAGCGCCGGCCGCUGCUCAGUCCGCAGACAUUACUGACUCUGUUGGUCCCUUGACCACCAUUGAGGACAAGAAAGCAGUCAAGACUUGCGAUAUCACUGACUAUGGCGCGAAGGCCGACGGCGAGACGGACAUUUCCUCGGCCAUUACGAAAGCCUUUGCGGACUGCAAAGCGGGUGGUGUACUCGUGAUACCAGAGGGCGACUAUGCUCUGCAAGAAUGGGUGCUUUUGAAUGAAGGCGAGGCGUGGGCCUUCCAGCUGGAUGGCACGAUCUAUCGAACAGGCACCGAAUAUGGCAACAUGAUCUUCAUUGAGCAUACGACAGAUUCCGAAUUCUUCUCCAGCACCGGUGCAGGCGCCAUGCAAGGCUAUGGAUACGAAAUCUACAAGAAUGGCGGGGACGCUGCACGACUGCUUCGAUUCUACGAUGCACCAGGCGAAGUCUACAAUAUGCUCAUUCGAGGUGGCAACAAAGGAGGGUUGGACGGCAUUGACGUGUGGUCUACCAACAUCUGGAUUCACGAUGUGAUGGUAACCAACAAAGAUGAAUGCGUGACCGUCAAGUCACCUUCCUCCAACAUCUUGGUUGAGAACAUCUACUGCAACUGGUCUGGAGGCUGUGCGAUGGGAUCUCUUGGCGAAGAUGUGGACGUGAGCAACAUCACGUACAGGAAUGUUUACACCUGGAACUCCAACCAGAUGUACAUGAUCAAGUCCUACGGCGGGAGUGGUACUGUCAAAAAUGUCCUGCUGGAGAACUUCAUCGGCCAUGGUAAUGCGUACUCACUCGACAUUGAUCAAUACUGGGCCAGCAUGGACGAGAUCAGCGGCGAUGGUGUGCAGCUCUCUAACAUCGCCGUAUCGAACUGGACCGGAACAUGCGCCGACGGCUCUGCACGUGGACCUGUAAAGGUUCUGUGCGCUGAUGGGAAACCAUGCACCGGGGUAGACAUCACGGACUUUGCGAUGUGGACAGAGAAGGGGGAUGAGCUGGUCAACCAAUGCCAGUCUGCUUACACCGAGGCUGAUCCUGCUCCUUUUCGCUUGAAGGAAGGCUCGGGAAGCGAAUAUAGAGUCACAAAGAAGACGGUCUCGACAGAACCAUCUGGCUACGAUGCACCGAAGAUGUCGGAUGACUUGGACGAAGCGUUUGGCACCACUGUCGAGAUCCCCAUUCCAUCUUAUCCCAAGAGCUUCUUCCCAGGCAUUGCACCGAUCCAUGCAUUGGCUGCCAGCGCCUAG
Molecule: messenger RNA, 1281 nt
Organism: Fulvia fulva
Lineage: Eukaryota; Fungi; Ascomycota; Dothideomycetes; Mycosphaerellales; Mycosphaerellaceae
Product: putative rhamnogalacturonase
Exons: 2
Coding region: 1-1281 (426 amino acids)
Biological process (GO): carbohydrate metabolic process
Molecular function (GO): polygalacturonase activity
Source: RefSeq, a predicted model, not a curated record